Molecule: messenger RNA, 2325 nt
Organism: Schistosoma bovis
Lineage: Eukaryota; Metazoa; Platyhelminthes; Trematoda; Strigeidida; Schistosomatidae
Source: the annotation of a GenBank genome assembly
GCCGUACCAGGGCAUUUGGGGGCAAAGUAAAGCGGUACUACAGUCGACAAAUAAUUCGUAGCAGUUUUAUGUAGAGCUAAAUAAUUAAUAGUGAAUUCCCAACCGUGCUUUUAUUGUUCGUAAUUAGUCACAUAGCAAAACACUUAUGUCCAAUGGCAUCUUCACGUUGUCCGUCUCAUACUGUAAGUGUCCACAUUUUUAUCCGAGAAAGAUCAGCCACCUUAGUAAUUAUCAGUAUACGGUUGUGUAGAUUGUUGACUUUAAAUUGAGAUCAUGAACCUAUCAAUGUUAAACCACCAUUGAAAAACUCGAAGCAUUGGACGGCUGUUUUGUCCUAGUAUAAGACGUGGAUUGGUUAGUUAAACACCAACAUCGUUAGGUGCCGGCCCAAUGGUUUAAAGUUUAAGCGUUAACGCGAGACCGAAGAUCCUGAAUUCGAGACCGCGUGUCGGACUUGAGGUGCGCGCUGCUGAGAGGUCCCACACUAGGACGAAACAGCGGUCCAGCACUCUCAGGUUUUCAAUGGUGGUCUAACAUUCGUCGGUUCGUGAUCUCAAUUAAAAAUACCUUAAUAAUGACGAUUUUGCAAGUCGAAAAUUUUAAGUAGUAUAGUCAUAAAGAGUAGUUUGUUUAUAAUUCUUUCUAAAGUUUUAUUGUGACCAUUACCAUAAAAAAAUAUUUAAUUUCAAAGACUUUCAAGAUAACCAACAAAUGGAAGUGGAUAUUAAUGUUGAUGUCAGCAAUGUGACCCCUGGAACAGGCUCUGCAUCAGUGCUCUUACAUCCACUUGUUAUUUUAAAUAUAUCUGAACACUGGACGCGUAACAAAGUGAAGGAAAAUUCUAUAGCUGUUACAGUGUAUGGAGCUUUGCUUGGGAAACAAGAAGGUCACCAUGUUGAAAUAUCAAAUUCCUUUGAGUUAUUACUUGAUGAACCACACAUGUCAGUUAACUCUGAGUUUUACAGCACUCGUGAAUCUCAAUGCAAACAAGUUUAUCCAGAUUUAGACAUAGUUGGUUGGUAUACCACUGGUGGUGCUAUCAAUGAAAAAGAUGAGUUAUUCAACAGACAGAUGCUAGAACUUAAUGAAUCUCUCCUCAUAUUAAAAUUAGACCCUCUACAAACAUGUGGAGAGAACCUGCCAAUCGGGGUUUAUGAGUCAGUAGUGGAUAACGAUGGGAGAGUUCACUUUAGACAGGUACUAUAUACUUUAGCAACUGAUGAAGCAGAACGUAUUGGUAUCGAUUAUGUUGCACGUAUUUCAAUGUCAUCUACUGAUCAGACUUCAUCAAUGACUGCGGAACAUUUACUAGGAAAUUAUCAGGCCAUUCAAAUGUUAAGCAGUCGCCUUCAGCUAAUAAGAUCUUAUGUCGCAGCUGUUGCAGCAGGAGAAUUACCACCGAAUAGAGCACGACUGAGGGAGAUCAAUGCUUUAGUUAAACGAAUCCCUUUCAUGCCUCCUUCAGCAGCCGAACAAAAUGACAAUUUGUACCGUCAAGCCAAUGAUGUAUGUCUGACAGCAUUGCUUGCCAGCAUAACUCAAGGUUUACAUACACUCUACGGUUGUAUGAUCAAAACAUCUCACGUUAUAGAUCGCCGAUCUAUUCCUUUGAGUGUGGGAAGUGGAAUUAUGGACUCAGGUUCCAGCCGUUUUGCUAAAGUUUCCCACUCAAUGGGUAAUUCUAAUUGAGAAGGCAAAAUGUGUAUUUUGUGAAUAGAGUCAGCUUAUGUUAUAUAAACCGAGAAUAGAUUUCUGUAGUUGUACAUAUCGACGUCACAAUUUUCUUCGAUUCACAAUACUCAAGAACCAUUUGGAUAAAAUCAUAUAUUUGAUUGUACGUUGGCUUGUAUAUAAUCAUAUACUGUACUGUGGUAACUUGGACAAUUCUAUGGCCUUUUUGUUUUUGAUUCUGAUACAUAAUCUUUGUCACAGCAGAAAUUCAUCGUCAAUUCACUAUUUUACCAAUAAAUAAAGAUAAUGAAAACCAUAAAAUGUAAAUAUUAGCUAGAAUUUAAUUCCAUGUCCUAGUGGCUGAAAGUUAAGGGCUAAUAAUAGUCUCCAAAUAUCAGAGUUGGGCCAUCUAUUCGCAUAUUAGUUUGUUGUUAUUUCUAUUAAUAGUUUGAGCUGGCUUCUCACUUAUUUUCAAAAAGACUGAGUAAUACUAUGCUCAUCAUAGUGUUAACCAUGAAAUGAAUCUUUUCACUUAGAUUCAAAAUUCAUUUCUGUAACAAACAACUUUCUUAAUGUGUUUGAUUCUCACUAAUGGAUAAACUAAGUAAUCAACAAAUAUAAAUAAUUUCAAUGGUUGAGAUCAUGAGUCAUUUG